UAUCACUCUUAAACCCACCACCUCAAAUCCACCUCCAUGAUCCCCAUUCCUCUUCUCUCUUCUCCUCCUCUAUCUCUUCCCCAAAAAACCCUAAAUUUCCCCUAAUAAUCCCCCAAAAUUCGAUCUUUCCCUCCUCCAAUCGCCGCCGGCGAUGGGGCUUUCCAGCCUCCCGACGCCAUCCGAAGGCAUGCUCACGCUAGUCCUCGUCAACACCGCCCUCACGAUCUCAAUCCUCAAAUCCAUCGCUUUCGCCGCUCUCCGAGCUCUCCGCCUCCGCCCGCUUCCAGAUCCAUCACCAGACUUCUCCACUGAUGACUCCGCUGCCGCUGUCACCUUCUCCGCCGAGCCGAGCCCGCUGGAUCGGUUCCGGAGCCGGUUCAAACCCUUCCGGAUCGGUCGGCGCUGGGCCGGCGAUUGCCGGGUUUGUCUCGCCCGGUUUGAACCGGAAUCGGAGGUUGAUCGGCUCCCGUGCGGCCACGUGUUCCACAAGGCUUGCAUCGACCGUUGGUUAGAGUACCACCAUGUCACGUGCCCUCUGUGCCGCUCCCGCCUCCUCCCUCCCGACGACUCUUUGCCCUCCUUUUAGCUGGUAUUUACGCCUCUUGCCAUCCCCUUUAUAUAUACGUAUACGUAUACGUACAUACAUACUAUGCUCUCUGCUCUUCUGUCCUUUCUCCUCUCUAUGUUCAUAUUUAUAUAUAUAUAUAUAUAUAUAUAAAUAAAAAAAAUCUAAAUCUAUAUCUUUAUAUAUAUAUAUAUAUAUAAAUACUCUCUGUGUACAAUUGAUAUCUGUUAUUUAGAGAGAAAGAGAGAGAGAGAGAGAAAAA
This is a messenger RNA of Dioscorea cayenensis subsp. rotundata (Guinea yam), 827 nucleotides long. Its product is annotated as probable E3 ubiquitin-protein ligase XERICO. The coding region runs from base 152 to 586 and encodes 144 amino acids. NCBI's taxonomy places the organism in Eukaryota, Viridiplantae, Streptophyta, Magnoliopsida, Dioscoreales, Dioscoreaceae. The transcript has a single exon. Gene Ontology annotation, molecular function: zinc ion binding. The record is from RefSeq and is a predicted model, not a curated record.